AUGUGUGUAACUGAUGUCAGAUUUUUAUCCAUUUGCUGGCACCAGAUGAGCUACGAGGAGUGGCUGGUGGACGUGCGACGCGUCGAGGCCCUCCGUCAACAAUCCGCCGCCGCCGCCUCCGUGGCAGCCUCCUCUCGCCCCCCGCCUCAGGCGAACUCCCUCGAGAUCGUCCUGAGUCACCGCGGUCGGCGCCGGAGACAGCAGUGGCCCCGUCCUGCGCCUCAGAACGCCGUGGCAAAACCUCUGCGCGUGCAGAUGUUGAAGGUCCACCUCCGGCAGAAGAUGAUGCCGGCGAUCAUGGAGGUUCCAGCCCAGCAGAUGGAGUGGUCAGAUGACGAUGAUGACAUCACCGUUAUCGUCUGAGUCUGUGUAUUCAUCAUUCCCAGCGAGUGUGAACUGUGAAGUGUCAUCCAUGCCUGUGUAUCUCUGCGCAUGUGCCGCGAGUAAUUGUCUUCGAUGGCCCAAUGGUGCACGGAGUGCUAGUGUCACAGGCUGUGAUAUUCUGUGCCAUGUGUCAACCAUGGCACCAGUGCGAUGAUACAUAGUUGUGGAAAUGUGAUAACGGGUUGGUUGCAAUCAUCAGGGUUUUCACUCAGCAGUGUUUUAUUUGCUUACAAUACAUGAAUGUGA
Messenger RNA from Amphibalanus amphitrite, 630 nucleotides. RefSeq lists its product as uncharacterized. The record is from RefSeq and is a predicted model, not a curated record. Bases 1 to 363 code for a protein of 120 amino acids. NCBI's taxonomy places the organism in Eukaryota, Metazoa, Arthropoda, Thecostraca, Balanomorpha, Balanidae. The transcript has 3 exons.